GUACGCUGUCAACUAUUGCCACUCAUUGUCAAUUGUCAUUGUCACUGCCAAAUUUAACAAUACAGUUUAUACAGUAGAAAGCAUACAUACAUUGUGGGUAAUCGUUCUUGCUUUUAUAGUUUUGUUUGGGUUUAUUUACAAGAUAUUGUUAUACUCUAAUUGUAAAGUUGUCGCACAAGUUAAAAAGUAUCCUGUAAUUCUAUUAAAUUAAUUCAUCAUGUCGUCAGAAACAGCUCAAGUUAGCUCUUUGCCAUUGCCCCCCAUGCAAUACAUUAAUUUUUACACCGAUGACAAUGUGAGACGAAAUAGAGCUCCUCUACCGCCGAGGCCGAUACAUGACUCGUACUCAAUGUUCGGGCAGCCCUUCAAUGCCGACGAUGCAAUUAUUAGAUCCUUGGAGAGCCAGGGCUUCAGAAGAUUGUACCCGAUGCAUUUUGAUAGAAGAAGGGAGCUGAAAAAACUGAACCAUUCAUUGCUAGUGAACUUCUUAGACUUAUUAGACCUAUUGGUACACUGCCCUGACUCACCAAAGAGAGCAGAAAAGGUGGAAGACUUGAGUCUCUUAUUCAUCCACAUCCAUCACCUGCUCAACGAGUUCCGGCCGCACCAGGCUCGGGAGACCUUGAGAGUCAUGAUGGAGCUCCAAAAGCGACAAAGAGUGGAGACUACACUCAGAUUCCAGAAGCAUUUGGACAAGGUCCAGGAUAUCCUGCAGAACGCUCUGCAAGGCUCAAACCAACAUGAAGUGGAAUCUAACUUCAAAGUGCCCGUAGAAAUCCUGGAUCAGAUAACCGGAGGCUCUGGUGACGGCGCCGGGGCUGAUCCCUGUUACGAGCUCGACCGCCUCAUGUGCAACGUAGUGGACAAUAUGAGAUAACUUCACUUCCUUUAGAUUUAGAUACAUUGUAACUACCGAUAGGUUAGGGGCUCUACAUAUAUGUAGUUGGGCCAUAAGAUUUCUCACAAAGAUUUUACUGAAAAAAAAUUGAGAUAGAGAAAGAGAUCCCUUGAUUUUCAAAUAUGUGUAUGGUUUAAAAGCUAUUUUAAUACACGAUAAAUUGCAAUAUAAUUCAAAGUAACAUGCAUUCAGUAAUAUUUAAACCAACAACAGUUAAGACAAGAGAUCUGAGCCACAGUCAAGAGAGAUGCCGGAUAUGUGCGAAGAUACAUGCACACACACAUACACACAUACAUGACACAUACACACAUACACAUACACACACACACAUACAUACAUGAUACAUGUGACGAACACAAGAUGAGAAGAGUUCACAUCUACCAUACAGCUAGAGACCGUGUGGCAGACAUUAUUUUCUAUUAUAUUUGCCAACCCUAAAUAAUAUUGUUUUAAGGUAAAGCGUAAUAUUGUUAAUAUUAUAGAAAAUAAAUUUGAUAAAUAAAUUGUA
Messenger RNA from Leguminivora glycinivorella, 1406 nucleotides. It is a transcript of the gene MED7, whose product is annotated as mediator of RNA polymerase II transcription subunit 7. Gene Ontology annotation, molecular function: transcription coregulator activity. Lineage: Eukaryota; Metazoa; Arthropoda; Insecta; Lepidoptera; Tortricidae. Gene Ontology annotation, biological process: regulation of transcription by RNA polymerase II. Gene Ontology annotation, cellular component: core mediator complex; mediator complex. The record is from RefSeq and is a predicted model, not a curated record.